ACGCAGCCGCGGUCAACAUUUAAAUGAAAUUAUCUUCAAAAAGUAAAUGUCAUGAACCAAUCUAACGUUUCAAAUAAAGAACCGAUGAGAUUUUGCAAAUUUUAUGCGUUUUUUUUUAAAAAAAAGUUAUCAAGCUCUUAAAAAAUCACCCGAUACAUAUGUAUGUAUGUAUGUAGGUGUAGCGUAUGUGUGUGCCCAUUUUGCUUGCCAGCGUCACAAUGUGUCGGUCGAAAACUUAAAAAUAAAAAUCUUAAAUUGUAAUAAAUUUAUAAAAGAAAAGUAUUUAAAAACGAGAGUGUUUUUUGCACCAAGAAGACAUCGGCGAACGCCGUGUGUGCGUCUGUGGCAGCUGUCGGACGUUGUAAAAUGUGUAAAGAAUAAAUAAAUGCGUAUUUUUAAACGCAUUAUUAUAGAUGCACAAACAAGAGUAGUUGGCAAAUAUUUGACGCACAUAUUCCGUGUAAUUUAGGAUGCGUGCUGCUUCUAGUUACUCAUAAGUUGCGUGUAAAAAUACACCAGUCUCAUCUCAAUAAAUCUGUUAUGUGGAUGACGAGAGGCGCUUAUCAUGACUUUUUUUUAUGAUAAUAAAUGUUUUGCUCCACAAAUUCAAAGGAACUUGAUUUGCAAUAGUUUUGUACUACAUUACAUACAUAGAAAUGUGUCUAACGACUGAACUGAACAAUUUUUCCUUGCGUUUAAAUCCAAUUCACUCUUUUAAAAUCCAGUGAUCGUCUCAAUGCGCUGCCAUCUUUAAUGCGUGUAGUUUCUGCAUUAAAAUUUGGAGCCUCUUCUAGUUCACCGUAUUGGAAACUUAACUUAAGGACACAUUUUAAUUGUCUUUUUCAUAAUCAUAACGGGGUUUUCAAUAAAAGCGCUACAGAUUUUUUUUUUUUAAUAAAACAAAAAACGGUUUGGAAUGUCAAUGAAAUGUUUUAUUCUUGUGAAAGUACAUUCGAUGUCAUUAUGUAUGGAACUCGAUUUUUUUGAUUGGCCCCCACGGACACGGAAGUUCAGACGCUGAACCCAAUUUUCGACGGUUCGAUAUUCGUACGAAGUUCAUGAAUCGUCGCUGGCUUGUUGGCAUGGAUCAUAGAUCUAUGGCGGUCAAUUAAGCGAGCCAUUGCGUGAGAUAACACGUUCACCGAACUGAGUUUUCAAUAAAUCGAUUGUGACUUUCACUGUUUGGCUUGUCGUGCCGUCCGUAAUUUUUUCGGGAUGCAAUGGUGACUCAUGAAGUACAUGUGGAUUGCUGCCUGACCAAAAACAUAUAUUUUGCUCAUGACGAAGCCAUUCAUCCAGAAAUGAGUCUCAUCCCUGACGAUGAUUUUUCGAUGAAAAUCUGGAUCAUUUCCAAGUUUUUGCUUAGCCCAAUUCCCGAACAUACGACAAUUCAGGUGGUCAAGCGGCUUCAGUUUUUGCGUCAAUUUGAUCUUGUAAAGAUGUAGGCCAAGAACUUUCCAACGCUUGAGAACGACGUAUGAGAGACUGAGUUGGGUCCUCCUCAAUUGAUGCGCUUGCGGCAGCAAUAUUCUCGACACUACGGGCACUUCUUUGUCUCACUGGCACGGGAGCAUUUUGUACUAUGCCUGUGAAUUGAAAUUUUUUCACUAGACGCUCAAUUGAUUUGAGCAAGUUUGAUUUGACAGGAUGAUUAUGACGACCAUAAAUUGAUCGUAGCGCUCUUAAAGUUGAGGCCACGGACUCUCGAAAUUCGGUAGAAAAUUUUAAUAAUUUCGACUCGUUGUUGGAUCGUAUAUCUUUCCAAGAUGAAAUGACAAAACCGUAUUGAAGAGAAAUGUCAAAAGAGCGGGAAAAAAUAUGGCUUGCUGUCCCUAUCGGUCUCCUUUUGUAGCGUCACUAUUGGAUAAUCCGUUAUUUAAUUUUUGGAAUUUUGGAAUAUUUUUUUUUGCUUCAAAAAGUACCAACCGAUAAAUACAAAGUUGAUACCUAGUUGAUCCAUAAUGAAUCUUUGAAAAAUUACUUUUUAGUCACUAUCAUAACAGCGGUAAAUUACCUCUUUAAAGCAAACGGAGUUUAUUACGAAAAAUGAGGAACUGUUAAAAAAUUAAUUGUUUUGUUGGUAUUUUACCAGUAAAAAUACAUGAAAAUUUGUAUAGUAAAUUUUUAGGAUCUCAAAUCAAAAAUCUGUAAUAUAACCAUAUAUCCUUUUAUGAAUGUGAAUAAAUGUGUUUCCGAAACGGCUUUAAGAAACCUUUGAAACAACGACAAAAUUCGUGAGUGAACGUGAAUCAAUGUUAUUCAAACGAAAUUUGAAAAUAGUGAAAGUAGAAGUCAAAUGCUGACUGAAAUAACGGACAAAGUUCAAUAUACAAAUGUGUGAUAGCCGUGGAUCACUUGUGAUUUUCCUCCCGCAAUUAUGAGUGAUACCGGUGAUCGUGAUCCGCCGGGUAAAACACCACCCGAAACAGCUAGCAACGGUAAACCACAAAGUGGUGAAACGCAAGACUCGUCUCGACAAUAUCAACGGCGGCCGCAAGCCGCAGUUAAUCCUCCUGCUGCGACUGUAUUGCCACCGCAACCGCACGAGCUGACCGCCGAGUGGACGGUUCGUGCGCAGCUAACAUUCGCUCGAGCCGGCGAAAAAGUGCAGCGCGAAUUCAGCUCAAACGAUCCAGUGAAUCCUGUCCGUGUGGUGUACAAAUGGUCUGCAUUUGAUUCGCCACUGCCGCCGGACGAUGAUGCCGACGCUGACCUGUUAGACGAUUCUUCGUCUUCAACUUUGCACAAGCGAAACUCAUUCGCCAGUCGUGGAUCACGCCAAUCUACACCGCUAAAGACCGUACAACACACCCGUCGUUGGCAGCAGCAGCCGCACGAAAGCUUCCGGUCGACCACUUCAUCAACCAAUGCCGACCUAGGUGGAGGCGAUUCGGCAUUCAGCGGCUCCAAUACUUCUAAACAACGCCAACGACCCUACCAACGGCAAACUCCAACCGCAGGCGCCAGUGGUCCGAAUACCGAAAUGGGCGCUAUUUACGGUACGCGCUGCCGCAGUACGUGCAACAUUGUCGUCUCGGCCGUUGCGGACUUUCUGCCCACAAAUCAUGCAGCUAGCGAAGGCGCGACGUCCACACAAACAACGACAAAUGAAGACUUCAUGAUGAGCAGUGGGUCCGGAUUAGGAGGCGCGACGACACAUGUCAAAGCAUCAGCGACGGACUUCAUUCCGGAAGAGGAGGCUGAUCCGUUUGUAUUCAAUACAACGGCGUCGUACACUGUUUUACCUCAAGCGUCCAUCGAUUCUACCAUAUCCACCGGCUCGAAAAGUUUCACCACAAUUGGAAAAGUACUGGCUCUUCGUGACGCUUUCUCACAGACAAGUGAUACGGAGACGAAAUAUUUUGAAGAGCGUGAACGUGAAUACGAACGACGCCGGUAUGCUAAUAGCCGUAGUCCGAUUGAUCGUCGAAUAAGGCAGCAUCAUCAGCAUCAACAGAAGGAACAAAAGUCAUAUGAAAGUCGUCGUGCCACCACGGAAGGUUUACUCCUGUCGCCUAGCGGUCAUUCUGGUGGCGGUGAUUCCUACGUGGACGAGGCAAACUCAUUUAUGCCUUCGUUUUUAACUUCCCCAUCGCAUACGUUCAAAUCUGCCUCUAUGCCGCGUAUACCAACAGUGCCAGAACAGACACGUUCCCAACAGGAGCAACAACAACAAACGCUUGCUUCUAAACAAAAGUCAAAUUCAAGUGAACCACUGAAGAAACCGCGAACGGUACACAUUGACGUCUACUGCACGGGUUCUGAAGAUGAAGAUGAGGAAGAGGAGGGAGCUGAAGGAGAAGAUGAGGGCGAUCAUGCCGAUGCCGAAGCAUCCGCUAGUUCGAAUGACGAAGAUGAGAAUGCAAGUAAACGUUAUGAAUUGGAAUCAAAUUCCACACCUCAAACCGUUUUUGACAACGAACAGCUGUUGCUGAAGCACAAGCGUAUUACGGGUCAAAUGCUUCCACGGCGUCUACAACAACCAUCAACACGCGCCGAUACCCAAACUACAAAAGCACCGAAAACGGAAGGCACAGGUGACUUGAGUAUUGGACAUGCCAUAACCAAGUCCAGCACUGCUGAAGAGGUAUCUGAGUCCAAGCAAUUACUAUUUCGAAAACACAUUGGCGAUCAACGUGCCGCCAAAUUGGCAGUACUACGUCAAAAGUAUAUGCGUCAAUCAAGUGAUGAUGCUAUCAGCUCAAAUUAUCCCAACUCAUCGCGUUCUACGGUGCGCGACGCCACGUGCAGUAGCAUUGCCUCGAGCGUAGUCACCUCAUCCCAAGCUGAAUAUCCCGACUCACCAUGGAAGGAGACAGAGGAUCCAGAAGAAAUAUACUCACUUGCAAAGUCGGACAGUUUUGAAUAUGAAAAUACAACCGAUCGGUUGCGCAUAAAGCAGAUGGAGCGGUUUUGGUCGCGUACAUCCUCUAUGGACGAGCCAACCGGUCAACGUCAAAUGUUAUCAGGCUCUCCAGUACGUGGUCAUAUGCAGGGAGCUUUCUUACAACCCAUUUCGGAAGUUAGCUCACAACGAAACUCACCUUUUAAGACGCCCCUCACACGCUAUGACACUUUGCCUUCCGAACCUGAAAUCUUUUCGGAAGCAUCUGACACUUACUACACAUAUCCUGGUGCAACUGCAACAACCACUACACUGCAUUCUUCGCCGGCAUACCUGCAGCAAACAUCACACUUUCCACGCAAUCGUCCCGGGUUUUUGCAGUUUUUCGGCCCAUCUACCUCACCGAAUCAACAACAGCAAACACAUGUUUCGUCCCAGUUGCCAAACACUGCACGCGAGGUGACUUCACCAUCGCACGCUCAAUUGCUGUACACAGGUUAUCAACCGUACUUACAGCGUUGGAAGAGCGAGACGCGUGAUAAUCUGUCGACACACGACACCUCGUCGCCUGCAGAUCACAGUAGCUGCGCUGGAUCACCGCCGCUAACUUCACGACAAAUUUCGCCAGCAUUUCAAAGAAGUGGCAGUGAGGCGCCGCCAACCACAUCUUCAGCGGCGACAUUCCAUCAGUCGCCAAUAACCGCGCGACGUUUCGAAAUGAAACACGAAAGCUCUGCAAUAAGCGAAGCUUCUACAACCCACUCCGGCUACACACCCGAGCACUUGUUAAAGGCGAAGAAAUUUGGCACUGUAGUAAGUGCAGCGCGUAAACCGGGUCAUCAUGUGGGACCAACAAAAAACCCGAGUUGUGCUUGUGAGAGCUGCCAGCGUUGGCUUGCCGAACGUUUUCAGGUACGCGGACGUGCUUUCUCUUUGGGAGAGCGCCCUAUACUACGGCGUCCCACUUGAGGGACUGGAUGUCAUAAAAAGAAUGAAUCCUCACUGCCAUAUAUUAAAUUAAGGUUUAAUCAUAACUGAACUUCAAACCCAAUAUUAAAUUGCAUUUAUGUGACAUAAAUGAAUAAAGAAAACGUAACGAUUAGGUCUGGAUGUAAUGCUGAUUAUCUCGUAAACUAGUUAAGCAGCUUUCAAACACAUUUCAACCUCAAUACAUACCAAAAUGAACUUUCAUUGAAUCCGAAAUACUAAAUACUCAUUUAUGUACCGAUUGUUUGUACCUUUAACUUAAAGAGAUUUAAGUGAAUAACUAAUAUUUGUCUAAAUGUUAAGAAUAAAAUGGAGAGACUUAUUAAAGUUUAAACAAAAUGUUCCUCAAUUUCCCAGCUGAAUUGUAAAAGUACCAAAUAAAAUCCAAAUUCUUUAUAUAAAAUAA
This is a messenger RNA of Bactrocera neohumeralis, 5738 nucleotides long. RefSeq names its product nuclear pore complex protein DDB_G0274915. Bases 2378 to 5314 code for a protein of 978 amino acids. Lineage: Eukaryota; Metazoa; Arthropoda; Insecta; Diptera; Tephritidae. The transcript has 4 exons. The record is from RefSeq and is a predicted model, not a curated record.